GCUCUCAAGUCUCAGGCUCCCAACGUAUGAGCAAAAACCCUAUAAACCCUAAAUAAAGCUUAAAUUUCCGAACUUGUAGAAGAAAACCCCAAAUUGGAUAAGUUUUAAUUCGGGAAAAUAAAGAGAAAUGGAAGUAGAAGCAGCCGCUGCAGGAGUAGCUAUGGAAGAAGAAAGAGAGCUGAGCAACCGGGUAAUGUGUCAGCUGCAGGACUCAGAAGGUACACCUCUCGGAGCACCGAUUUUUCUCCCGGAAAGCGCUGGCCCUAAGGAGCUGCAACAACUGGUCAAUAAACUCCUCAACAACGAGGAAAAAUUGCCUUAUGCAUUUUAUGUAUCAGACAAUGAGCUUGUUGUGCAGCUUGGGUCAUACCUUCAGAAGAAUAAGGUGUCUGUGGAGAAGGUUAUCAAAAUAGUUUACCAGCCCCAAGCUGUAUUCAGAAUACGCCCAGUAACACGCUGUUCUUCAACUAUUGCUGGUCAUACAGAGGCUGUGCUUUCAGUUGCCUUUAGUCCUGAUGGACGUCACUUGGCUAGUGGAUCGGGUGACACAACUGUUCGUUUAUGGGAUCUAAAUACACAAACACCAUUGUUCACCUGUAAAGGACACAAGAACUGGGUUCUUUCUAUUGCAUGGUCGCCGGAUGGUAAGCAUCUUGUUAGUGGAAGCAAGGCUGGUGAGCUUAUAUGCUGGGAGCCGCAGACUGGGAAGCCAUCUGGCAAUCCACUUGUUGGCCACAAGAAAUGGGUAACUGGAAUUUCAUGGGAGCCUGUCCAUCUUAGUGCUCCAUGUCGCCGGUUUGUCAGUGCCAGUAAAGAUGGUGAUGCAAGGAUAUGGGAUGUUACAUUAAGAAAAUGUGUCAUAUGUCUAACUGGACACACACUUGCCAUAACUUGUGUGAAGUGGGGUGGAGAUGGAGUCAUAUAUACUGGGUCUCAGGAUUGUACAAUUAAAAUGUGGGAAACUUCACAAGGGAAACUAAUACGUGAAUUGAAGGGCCAUGGUCAUUGGGUCAAUUCGUUGGCAUUGAGUACUGAAUAUGUACUCCGCACUGGUGCCUUUGACCACACUGGUAAACAGUAUUCAUCUCCAGAGGAAAUGAAGAAGGUAGCUUUGGAAAGGUACAAUAAGAUGAAGGGGAGUGCUCCUGAGAGAUUGGUCUCAGGUUCAGAUGAUUUUACCAUGUUCCUAUGGGAACCUGCUGUCAGCAAACACCCGAAAACGCGUAUGACUGGUCAUCAGCAGCUUGUCAAUCAUGUAUAUUUUUCUCCUGAUGGGCUAUGGAUUGCCAGUGCCUCCUUUGACAAGUCGGUCAAGUUAUGGAAUGGAACCACUGGAAACUUUGUGGCUGCUUUCCGUGGUCAUGUGGGGCCUGUUUAUCAAAUAAGCUGGUCAGCAGACAGUAGGCUGCUUUUGAGUGGGAGCAAAGACUCAACUUUAAAGGUUUGGGAUAUCCGGACACAGAAGUUGAAACAAGAUCUUCCAGGGCAUGCAGAUGAAGUUUUUGCAGUUGACUGGAGUCCAGAUGGUGAGAAAGUAGCAUCUGGUGGCAAGGAUAAAGUGUUGAAGUUAUGGAUGGGCUAGAAAUCACCAUGUGGAAGUAAAGACUUUGAAGGCUGAAGGCUUGUACAGCUUAUACACUGCCAGUUUAUGGAAAAGAAUUCUCAGAUUGCGCGUGGGGAUAUGAACAUAGUUUACUAAAAUAUGAGGUCUUGCAUUCAUUUGGUCUAGGUCAUUCAGCUAUCGCACCAUGCUAUGCUCUGAUGGUUUCUCCAUACAAUUACAGCAAAGCUCUCCAAAUUAAUAGUGUUGGCAGGUCAAGUUACUAUAUUGUAAGUUUCAUUUUUGGCCCAAUUCCAUUUAACCUCUUUUUCGAUUUUUUAUGGUGAAUGCCAUUUCACUUGCCUUCUUUUGAAAACCAGAUGUUUAGGUGUCUUGACUAGGCUGAAUUUCCUGUAUUUGGCACAUAAUCCAGUGUACUGCUCAAUUAUAUAGUCAGAAGAUUGUAUUUGGUGGUGAUUAUAAUAUCUCUGCCCACUUCUCA
Sesamum indicum (sesame) is the source of this 2042-nucleotide messenger RNA. RefSeq names its product WD-40 repeat family protein / notchless protein. The record is from RefSeq and is a predicted model, not a curated record. Gene Ontology annotation, biological process: ribosomal large subunit assembly. Gene Ontology annotation, molecular function: protein binding. NCBI's taxonomy places the organism in Eukaryota, Viridiplantae, Streptophyta, Magnoliopsida, Lamiales, Pedaliaceae. Gene Ontology annotation, cellular component: nucleolus.